Acanthosepion pharaonis is the source of this 1113-nucleotide messenger RNA. NCBI's taxonomy places the organism in Eukaryota, Metazoa, Mollusca, Cephalopoda, Sepiida, Sepiidae. The record is from the annotation of a GenBank genome assembly.
AUGGUUCAUCAGACUCCUCUUGCAUUCAUUCCACUCCUCUGCUUAUUCCACUCUAAUACUACAAUGAGCUCUAUUGAUGAGAAGCCUCUUUCAUGGUUCAUCAGACUGAUUCAUGAUACUUGCAUUCAUUUGAAUAAAUCUAUGUUACUCCUCUGCUUAUUCCACUCUAAUACUACAAUGAGCUCUAUUGAUGAGAAGCCUCUUUCAUGGUUCAUCAGACUGAUUCAUGAUACUUGCAUUCAUUUGAAUAAAUCUAUGUUGCUCCUCUGCUUAUUCCACUCUAAUUCUACAAUGAGCUCUAUUGAUGAGAAGCCUCUUUCAUGGUUCAUCAGACUGAUUCAUGAUACUUGCAUUCAUUUGAAUAAAUCUAUGUUGCUCCUCUGCUUAUUCCACUCUAAUUCUACAAUGAGCUCUAUUGAUGAGAAGCCUCUUUCAUGGUUCAUCAGACUGAUUCAUGAUACUUGCAUUCAUUUGAAUAAAUCUAUGUUGCUCCUCUGCUUAUUCCACUCUAAUUCUACAAUGAGCUCUAUUGAUGAGAAGCCUCUUUCAUGGUUCAUCAGACUGAUUCAUGAUACUUGCAUUCAUUUGAAUAAAUCUAUGUUGCUCCUCUGCUUAUUCCACUCUAAUUCUACAAUGAGCUCUAUUGAUGAGAAGCCUCUUUCAUGGUUCAUCAGACUGAUUCAUGAUACUUGCAUUCAUUUGAAUAAAUCUAUUUCAUUUCAUCAGACUCCUCUGCUUAUUCCACUCUUAUUCCACUCUAAUUCUACAAUGAGCUCUAUUGAUGAGAAGCCUCUUUCAUGGUUCAUCAGACUGAUUCAUGAUACUUGCAUUCAUUUGAAUAAAUCUAUGUUGCUCCUCUGCUUAUUCCACUCUAAUUCUACAAUGAGCUCUAUUGAUGAGAAGCCUCUUUCAUGGUUCAUCAGACUGAUUCAUGAUACUUGCAUUCAUUUGAAUAAAUCUAUGUUGCUCCUCUGCUUAUUCCACUCUAAUUCUACAAUGAACGCUAUUGAUGAGAAGCCUCUUUCAUGGUUCAUCAGACUGAUUCAUGAUACUUGCAUUCAUUUGAAUAAAUCUAUGUUGCUCCUCUCUUAUUCCACUCUAAUUCUACAAUGA